Molecule: messenger RNA, 1516 nt
Organism: Lolium perenne
Lineage: Eukaryota; Viridiplantae; Streptophyta; Magnoliopsida; Poales; Poaceae
Source: RefSeq, a predicted model, not a curated record
CGGCGUACGUUCCCAAACCGCCAUUUAGAGAGAGAGAGAGGAGAGAGAAACGGAGAGGCGCAGGAUUUCCGGGCACAAAUACCAUAUCCAUCUGUCCGUCUCUCCCCAGCUCAGCUGGAAGGUCCCAAAGGAAGGAGGAGGACGCUGGAUUGGUCCAAUCCAAUCCCUCCGUUCUCCUCUUCCUCCUCAAUCCAUCUCUCUCUCCUCUGCCCUCUCCUGCUCGUCAACAAGAACAACCGGAAGAGGCUGUCGAUUCUCUUGUAUUGAUCCAUCGGCGGCGCACACACGGGAUAAGCCACGCAAGAAGCGCGCGGCGACACCCCCCGUCGGAUGCGCGCGCGCGUUCCAUGGGCGUCUUGCCACCGUUGAUUGCGUCCUCGUAGCGUGCGCGUCCUGGAAGAUCGAGCGAGGAGGGGGAGGCGAGGAAGAAGAUCAGGCGGGUCGUCGGGAGAUUGCGCCGCCGUCGUUCCUCCCUCGCCUUUGAUGGGAAUCCCGUUCCAGCUCCAAGCCCAACAGGGAUUGCAGCAAGGGAGAGCCAUACUAUCAGAAACUAAAAUAAUGAUUAAAAAGGAAUCUACUCCAUCUGAACCUGCCGGGGGGCAGCCCACCAAAAACACAUCCAAUCCGUUGAAGCCAGCCAUGCCUGCAGCUGCCAAGGUGAAUGCUAUGGUUGGUAAUAGAACGUGGUUUGGAGGGCUUUUCAAUGGCUCGGGUAAAAGGCGACAAGUCAAUGCAGACAAGAACUUUGAAAUGACCCCGAUUCAGGAACAAAGGUUGCAAAAGUUGAAGGACAGGCUAAACAUACCUUAUGACGAAACUCGACCGGAUCAUCUGGAAUCGCUUAAAACUCUUUGGAAAGUUUCCUUUCCCGAUACAAAGCUCACUGGCUUAGUUUCAGAACAGUGGAAAGAUAUGGGGUGGCAGGGCUCAAAUCCAGCGACUGACUUCAGGGGCAGUGGAUUUGUCUCGCUUGAGAAUCUUUUAUUUUUCUCCAGAAGAUACCCGGCUGCUUUCCAGAGGUUGUUACUGAAAACACAAGGUUUGCGGGCCACAUGGGAAUACCCCUUUGCCGUCGCAGGCGUUAACAUUUCACACAUGUUGAUUCAACUGUUGGAGCUUAAUUCAGCUCGGCCGAAAUAUCUGCCGGGGAUUAACUUCGUCAGAAUGCUCUCAGAGCACGAAGAAGCGUUCGACAUCCUCUACUGUAUAGCUUUCGAGAUGAUGGAUGCUCAGUGGCUAGCGAUGCGUGCCUCCUACAUGCAGUUCAAUGAUGUGCUAGAAGCAACCAAGGCCCAGCUGGAGAGGGAGCUAUCUCUGGAGGAUCUCCACCGGAUCCAGGACCUGCCAGCUUACAACCUUUUGUUUAAAUAGUCUAAACCUGGAAAAUGUUCAGUUGCUUCUCUCCUGUAUAUACCGCUGGAACAGGCAAUUUUGCUACAAAAAUCUGCAUGUUUCCACCAUCACAGCCCGACAUGUAGAAGUAUGUUAUCGCUGAAGAGAUGAUAUGUGUACGAUA